AUGUCAGGCGUCUGUGGUCCAAACUCAAUCUGCAACAACACUAUUGGGAGUUACAAUUGCUCAUGCAUGAGUGGAUAUAAUGUAACUGAUCUAAACCUCCCUAUAAACAGCAAUAACACAUGCACAGAUAUAGAUGAAUGUCUGUUCAGUCCAUCAAUCUGUGGUCCAUACUCCAACUGCACAAAUGACAUAGGAAGUUACAAUUGCUCAUGUUUGUCUGGAUUCACUACAUCAAAUUCAAAUCUCACCAUCAGCAACAACAAUACUUGUGAAGAUAUCGAUGAAUGUCUGUUCAGUCCAUCCAUCUGUGGUCCAUAUUCCAACUGCACCAAUGAAAUAGGAAGCUACAACUGCUCAUGCUUGGAUGGAUUUACUACAACAAAUUCAAGUCUUGGCAUCAGCAUCGAUAACACAUGUAGAGAUGUGGAUGAAUGUGUUGAGAUGUCAGACGUCUGUGGUCCAAACUCAAUCUGCAACAACACUAUUGGGAGUUACAAUUGCUCAUGCAUGAGUGGAUAUAAUGUAACUGAUGCAAGCCUUCCUAUCAACAGCAGUAACCCAUGCAGAGAUAUUUAUGAAUGUCUUGACUCAGAAUCAGUUUGUGGUCCAAACUCUUACUGUUACAAUUACAAUGGAAGCUUCUCAUGCGUUUGUUGGAAAGGAUACAACGUCACAGAUGGGAAUAAAGAUAUUAGCAAAAGUAACCAAUGCAUUGAUACUGAUGAAUGUCUGUUCAAUUCAUCUGUCUGUGGUCCAUAUUCCAACUGCACAAAUGUGAUAGGAAGCUACAAUUGCUCAUGUUUGGAUGGAUUCACUGCAACAAACCUCAGUCUCACUAUCAACAUCAAUAACACAUGCAGAGAUGUGGAUGAAUGUGUAGAGAUGUCAGACAUCUGCGGUCCAAACUCAAUCUGCAACAACACUAUUGGGAGUUACAAUUGCUCUUGCCUCAGCGGAUAUAAUGCAACUGAUCCUAUAAGCAGCAGUAACCCAUGCAGAGAUAUUUAUGAAUGUCUUGACUCAGAAUCAGUUUGUGGUCCAAACUCUUACUGUUACAAUUACAAUGGAAGCUUCUCAUGCUUUUGUUGGGAAGGAUACAAUGUCACAGAUGGGAAGAAAGCUGUUACUAAAAACAACCCAUGCAUUGAUAUAAACGAAUGUCUAUUAAGUCCAUCUGUCUGUGGUCCAAAUUCCAACUGCACAAAUGACAUAGGAAGUUACAAUUGCUCAUGUUUGUCUGGAUUCACUGCAACAAUCUCAAAUCUCACCAUCAGCAUCAACAACACUUGCAGAGAUGUGAAUGAAUGUGUUGAGAUGUCAGAUGUCUGUGGUCCAAACUCAGUCUGCAACAACACUAUUGGGAGUUUCAAUUGCUCAUGCAUGAGUGGAUAUAAUGUAACUGAUCCAAACCUCCCUAUAAACAGCAAUAACACAUGCACAGAUGUGGAUGAAUGUGUUGAGAUGUCAAAUGUUUGUGGACCAAACUCAAUCUGCAACAACACUAUUGGCAGUUACAAUUGCUCAUGCAUGAGUGGAUAUAAUGUAACUGAUCCAAACCUCCCUAUAAACAGCAAUAACACAUGCACAGUGUUUUGGCCAAACUCUUAG
This is a messenger RNA of Danio aesculapii, 1608 nucleotides long. Its product is annotated as latent-transforming growth factor beta-binding protein 1-like. The record is from RefSeq and is a predicted model, not a curated record. Lineage: Eukaryota; Metazoa; Chordata; Actinopteri; Cypriniformes; Danionidae. Gene Ontology annotation, molecular function: calcium ion binding. The transcript is spliced from 12 exons. Bases 1 to 1608 code for a protein of 535 amino acids.